This is a messenger RNA of Lotus japonicus, 1780 nucleotides long. RefSeq names its product protein PSK SIMULATOR 2-like. The transcript has a single exon. Gene Ontology annotation, biological process: positive regulation of growth. NCBI's taxonomy places the organism in Eukaryota, Viridiplantae, Streptophyta, Magnoliopsida, Fabales, Fabaceae. Bases 155 to 1360 code for a protein of 401 amino acids. The record is from RefSeq and is a predicted model, not a curated record.
AGUCAAACCUUAUCUUACAACUAUAUCAAAUCACAAGAAAUAAGUCACACAUACCACCAAAGACGAGAAAAAAAUUGUCAAGUUCAUAACUGACGGAGAAAAUUUGGUUCUUAUAAUAAAAAACGGAGUAGACAGUUAUGUGGCAGUGAUCAGCAUGUCACGGCGUCACAAGACACCGCCGGCACAAACCCUCGGCAUCCUCGCCUUCGAGGCCGGCAAGACCAUGUGCCGCCUUGUUUCCCUCUACAACUCCCUCUCCGACGAACAGACCACCAAUCUCCGCCGUGAGGUAAUCAAGUCCAAGGGCGUAUCUUACCUGAACUCCGACCAAGAAUGCUUCCUCCUCAACCUUGCCUCCGCCGAGCGCCUCCAGGACCUCGAUGCUGCCGCCUCCACCGUCUCCCGCUUAGGCCGAAAAUGCUCAGACAUAAGCCUCUCUCAAUUUGACCGUGUGUAUGCCGACCUCAAGCUCGGCCACAUCAACCUCUGCAAGCUGCAGUAUGGCUCCCGGACCGCCGGCAAACUCGUCAACAAAACAAAGAAGCUAGUCUUCGCUACCGCGGCCCUUCACUCCGCCAUGUCAUCCAUGGCGGAGAUGGAGGCCGCGGAUAAGAAGAUUCAGCAACGCUGCAAGACCGCCACCAACGAAUAUCUCAGCGAGAAGAUAGCGUUUCAGAGGAAGGAAGUGCAGCAUUACAAGGAAACAUCAUUGUGGGAGCAAACAUUUGACAAAACGGUUGGAAUCAUGGCUAGGCUCGUCUGCAUUGUAUAUUCCAGAAUAUGCUCUGUUUUCGGAUCCUACAACGAUGGUUUUUGCCUCCUUGAACACCGCGAGCUGUAUAAAAUGAUGCAGGAAUCAGUUCACAAGCGCGUGACAAAAUUUGCAGCUGUGACUGGCAAUGGUGGUGAUAAGGUUUUGGGGCUGGCGCCACCGUCUACAGUAGGCGGGGCGGGGCUUUCAGUAAGGUACGCGGAGGUGAUACUGUUUGCGGAGCGGUGGCUGCACGCGCCGGAGACGGUGGGAGAGGGGGCGCGGGAGGUGUUGUAUGAGAUGCUGCCGGAGAGGUUGAGGGGGAAGGUGAGGGCGAAGCUAAGGGGGAGAUUGGUGGAGGAGGAGGGGGUAUUGCUGGCGGAUGGAUGGCGGGAGGCGGUGGAGGAGCUGAUGGAGUGGCUGUCGCCGGUUGCGCAGGACACCGUGCAGUGGCAGGCUGAGAGGCAUUUGGAGACGGCGCAGUUCGAGACGAGGCCGACGGUGCUGCGGAUGCAGACGCUGCAUUACUCGGACUUGGAGAAGGCGGAGGCGGCGAUUGUGGAGGUGUUGGUGGGGUUGAGUUGUAUAUAUUGGUGUGAGAGACGGUGAUCUAGUACUAGUAGUGUAGCUAGUAAGAUAGAAGAUUAGAAAGGUUUAGCUGUUUGGUAGUGAGAGUGGGAAAUUCAAAUUAGAAAUUUAGAAUAGAAGAAGGAAAAAAAGUACAAUGCGUAUAAGAUAUGAUUAGAAAAAUAACAGGAAAAAAAUCCGAGAUGGAGAAUAUGGACAAGAGAAAGAGGAUGUGGAAAUUUUAGACUUCACCAAAAAAAUUGAGAGGAAAAAACAUUGAUGGAGAGGGAAAAUAUGGGGAUUUUUUACGAUUACAAUUUUAGUGUGAAAGAUUUCAUACAAAAUCUCUAAAGUUAUGAAACAAGUAUUAAGGGGCACCUCAUUCAGAUGAUUAAGGGGUAUGAUUAAGAGUGAAAAUUACCUUUUCAAUUAUUCUUUUGAUAUAUUUACAAGUGUUUUUUU